UAAGCUCGUACAUCCCGCACUUGUCAGUGUUCCAGCAGGUCAGUGUAUUUCCCAGCCGCCGUCGGAUUGACUGGACAGACUUAUGUUUCUAUUUGUGACACGGGCUCAUUUGUGGAUAAACAGAGCGGAAGAGCGUGAUUCGGUGAAAUGUCGCUCUCCGGUUCGGUUGAGAGACAGCGGACGGCAGGUUUGCACGAGUACGUAAAUCCGGUAGUGCAGAUUCCAGUGCAGGAAUCACUGCAGUCUGUCAGACCGGUUCUUCGUCUUUGCCCUUAACUUAGAUAUAAAGCAACCGAAUCGCGUGGCAAAAAGUCUUUUAAUGUGCGUUUAAAAGUGGUAAGUUGCUUUUGCGCUACUUUUUGUUGUGUUGUGACGUCAUACUGUCAGGUAUACACGUUCACGUCGGCCAUUCCUGCUCACCUGACCAGCAAUAACAGCUGAAUAACAUGACAUGGUGUCAUUGAGUUACUAAAUUAUAGCGGCAGUUUGAGUGUUAGGUACGUUUUGUUUUGAUAUGACGUCAUGGUCCUUGUUGAAUGACGUCACAGAGGUCACUCCCGGGCGGGACAGCGGCUGGCUUCACCAGCAACCAGUUAUGAGCAGUCUUACUAAGAAGACACGCUUUAUUAACAAUCCUGGCAAUAAACUGUCUUUUGGCAAUAGAGUGUGGAACGAUGCCUUCUUCAGCCUCUACGACGAGUCCGUUGGGAGAGGGAUGUACGCAGUGCGGUCAGACAUGGACAGACACCCUUCACCACGGGACAGAAUGACGCUGAGACUCGGGAACCACAACAAUCCAGCCUCGGACGUCCUUCCUAGGGGCCAUCUGGACCCAUGCACAACUCCUGUCACCAGCUACCUCCAUACCAGCAAUGCAGAUGACUGCACAAACCCUGCCUCAGACUACCACGGUAAGGAUCAUCUGCUCGACUUUCGGAAAACGACCCGCUCCAGCGCUUCCAGACACCGAUUUGAGGUGAUCACAGAGCUGGGACCGGAGGAGGUCCGGUGGUUUUACAAAGAGGACAAAAAGACAUGGAAGCCCUUCAUGGGACACGACUCUCUCAGGAUAGAAAUCAUGUAUCGCAGAUUCUGCGAGUUAAACCCAGAAAGGGCUUUAAACCGAGAGAGCCGUGGUGGAGAGGAGGUUCCUAAAGUUGACGGGCUUGAUGGAGGUGAACCGUCGCUGGAUACCAGCAGUGAGAGAUUUGAGAGCGUUGACAUCACAUUAGAGGCGGUGUGUGUCAGAGGAGGACUCUAUGAAGUGGAUGUGAGGAAUAAAGAGUGCUAUCCGGUGUACUGGAAUCAACAGGAUCGUAUCCCUGUCAUGAGAGGCCAGUGGUUCAUUGACGGCACAUGGAUGCCUGUAGAGGAGGAUGAGAGCGACCUCAUUGAGAAAGAACACCUGGCGCGUUUCCGAGGACAACAGAUACAGGACGCCUUUGAGUCUGACACGCUGGCCAAGACUGUGGACAGAAAAGAUGUUCUUUCCCAUUUCCCCCCAUUCUACCUCCCCUUUCUAUUCAAAUGGAGCGGAUAUCAGACGAGUGCUAAAAGUCACAAGCGAAAGCGAUGUCAAGCCAUUCACAGUCUGCAGUUGAGCCGCAGUCAUGUGGACUGGUACAGCGUGGAUGAGGUGUAUCUGUAUAGCGAUGCCACCACGUCUAAGAUCGCCCGCACUGUCACGCAGAAGCUGGGUUUUUCUAAAGCCUCCAGCAGUGGCACCAGACUGCACCGCGGCUUUGUGGAAGAGGCUUCGCUGGACGAUAAGCCCCCUCAGACCACACACAUAGUGUUUGUGGUCCAUGGCAUUGGACAGAAGAUGGACAAGGAUCGCAUCAUCAAAAACACUGGCAUGCUGCGGGAAGCUGUGAGGAAGAUGGAGGAGAAGCACUUUGCUGAGCAAACAGAGGAACAUGUGGAGUUCCUGCCGGUCGAGUGGCGCUCUAAACUGGCUUUGGACGGCGACACAGUGGAGUCAAUCACACCAGAUAAAGUGAGAGGCCUGAGAGAUUUACUCAACAGCAGCGCCAUGGACAUCAUGUACUACACCAGCCCUCUCUACAGAGACGAGAUCACUAAAGGUUUGACGCAGGAGCUCAACCGCCUCUAUUGUCUGUUCUGCUCACGAAACCCUGAAUUUGAGAGCAGAGGCGGGAAGGUGUCCAUCAUCUCCCACUCGCUGGGCUGCGUGAUCACCUUUGACAUCAUGACAGGGUGGGAUCCUGUGCGCUUCUGUCUGCAAGAACAUCAUGAUCAGCUGGAGGGUGAAGAUUUACACUGGACCACUCAUGAAGAGCGCCACCUGCUGGAGGAAGUGCAGCUAACCAGACAACGGUUACGAGAACUGCAAGAUCAACUUCAGGGCCUGAAGGCAUCAAAAGCUGCACCCUUCCCUACAUUAAAGUUUAAGGUGGAGAACUUCUUCUGCAUGGGUUCUCCUCUGGCUGUGUUUCUGGCUUUGAGAGGCAUUCGGCCCGGUAACACCGGUGAGCAGGACCACAUCAUGCCCAAAUCCAUCUGCCGACGCCUCUUCAACAUCUUCCACCCAACAGAUCCUGUGGCCUAUCGACUGGAGCCUCUUGUUCUAAAGCACUAUAGCAAUAUCACACCUGUCCAAAUACACUGGUGUAACACCGUCAACCCAACACCGUAUGAUGAGAUCAGACCCACAUAUCUAAACGCGAGUAAGAACGCAGCAUCCGACACAGAAAACGGCUCCAGUCCCAGCAGCUCACCGGUACUGGCCAGGAGGCACUACGGAGAGUCCAUCACCAGCCUGGGCAAGGCCAGCAUACUGGGUGCUGCGAGUUUUAGCAAGGGAAUCAGCGAGAUGUUCUUCUCUCAUUUCUCUCGAUCACCCAGCCUGCCGUCGGCCGUGGAUUCUGGGAUAGGUGACAGUGAGGACAGCCAAAGUGCUUUUGCAUUUUCAGCCAUAUCUCCAUCCUCAUCCUCCUCUUUAUUCGAAGCAGCAGUUGAGAUGGAGCAUCGCAUUGACUAUGAGCUUCGGGAGGGUUUGGUGGAGAGCCGCUAUUGGUCAGCGGUGACCUCACACACGGCCUACUGGACGUCCAAUGACGUCGCCCUGUUCCUCCUGACCUUCAUAUACAAGCAACAGAGCACAGAGCAGACAGAAAAUUCCAAUUCCAUGUAGCACAGACGGCACUUUCCUCAAUAAAGACUGUUGUCAUCCUGUCUGCUUUGGGUCUGUAGGACACUUCAAAGAACACUUGGUGCCUCUGAGUUUCCUAAGCCUUCCCAGACGGACAGAGGCUGGACUAUGCAAAACCUGCAGCUCCCAACCUCAUUAUUAAGAAAUCCUAAUAUUUUUUUAUAUAAUAAAUAGUUUAAAUAGUGCACCUGAUCCACAGGAGGUAAAUCCAACAGACAUGCAAGAGUUUGGACCAUGUGGCUCUAGAGGUCAUAGAGUUCUUUAUUUAUCCAGCAGCGCAUAAUUAUGGAAGCUCGUUUCUGCCAUAGAAUAAAAAAAAAAAGGGAAUUGUGACUUUUUAUCUCAAAACUUUUUUCCUCACAAAUGCGAGUUUACUGUAUUCAGUACAUCACAGUUGCAAGUUAUACACUCAUAGAAGUUUACAUCUCACAAUUCUGACUUUUUUUCUAAAAAAAAAAAAAACUUUUUCUUUUCUAAAAAACAACUUUUUUUGGCCAUGAAAUUAAAAAUAAAUAAAUAAAUAAAAUAAAAAGGUAACUAUUAUCUCAUUAUCUCACAAUUCAGACUUUCCCUGUAACAAUUCCAAGUUUGUAUCUAAUAAUUAUGAAGUUUCUUUUUAGAACUGUGAGCUAUUUUUCCCUAAAUUGAAAAAAAAAAAAAGUCUGAAUUGUGAAAUGUUAAUUCAGAACUGCAAUGAGGAAGUAAGAACUGUGAACUGUGAUAUAAAAUGUACCUUAAUUUUUAUUCUGUAGUGGAAACAAGCUUUCAUACAUAAUAAACCCUUAACAAUGGGUGGCACUUAUUUAAAUGUGUAUAUGAGAUUUUUUUUUUAGAUAGUUUUGUUUUGACUUGAGGGAACAAUGUCUAUUUAAUGCAAUAAGAAGCACAAUUAAAUGUGUAUUGUUAACAAAAUUGUAUUUUUAUGCAGAAGGGUACUUGAGGUUCCUUUAUUAUGCCCUCACAACUACAAUGUGAUGUGGUUUGACCUUAUUUAUUUAUUUUACUGAUGCAGCGCACAUGGUUAUGAAUGGAUGAGCAGAUAAUUCAACAUGCUGAUGUCACAGUCAGUAGCCAAAUCCUUCACAGAGAUCGUAAGCAAGUUGUGUUGAUUGUGAAGAAUCUUAUGAAACCUGCCCAGAACAUGUCAAAGUCACAAUUCAUCACCUAAAAUGUUGUUGUUUUUUUUGUUUUUUUUACAGAAUUGUCAUGUUUGCUUGUUCUUUAAUCCAUCCAGACACAUAAAGUGCUUACUUUUCAUGAAAAUGAUCUCACAGUGCAGUGAACAAACAAACAAAGCAAGUGAGUUGUUAAUUAGAAUUUGGAUCUUAAGUGGCUUGUCUAGAUAAAAAAUUUUUUUUUUUCUUUGACCAACUUUUUUGUUUGUUUGUUUCUUUUAUUUACCUGGACAUGUUCUUGAUGGGUUUUUGCAAGAUUCACCAUUCACUUCACUACAGUUUUAGCAUUUAUAUGUGCCACAAAUAACAACACUAUUAGACAGCUGGAAAACACAAUAUUUAGGCUAGAUUACAGAUGACGUAUGCGGGUUGUAGGAUGUGACGGGCUCAAGACUGUUCACGUCAUGUAGUUUGUUCCUGUUCCUUCAGUCACUGUUUGAUGACAUGAAAGGCUGUUGAUGUUUUUUUUUUUUUUUUUCUUUUUUUUUUUUGUUGUUUUAUAUGUCCUUGUAGGUCACGUCUUUAUUGAAAUGUGUCAAUACUACUGAUACUGAUGUUUUACUCAUCUGUUUACCUUCUACACUUGAAGAGCAGAAGUAAGAAAUUAAUUGGUUGUCUGAUUAGAUUCAUUUAGACUGGCAGUCUGAUUUCUCACGGGUGACGUUAUCUGUAUUUAUUUAUUUAUUUUAUUCAUGUAGACCUGUUUUCUUAUUUGCGUGUGAGUGUGUAUGCCACAGGCUCGUCAGUAAGGCUAUAUUAACAGCAGAAAUGUGUUCCUGUCCACUCAUGUUACAUUGGAUCUCAGAUGUACUGUUUAAUUAAUUAAACUGCCUAUAACAGUGA
Messenger RNA from Labeo rohita (rohu), 5190 nucleotides. RefSeq names its product DDHD domain containing 1a (gene ddhd1a). Lineage: Eukaryota; Metazoa; Chordata; Actinopteri; Cypriniformes; Cyprinidae. Gene Ontology annotation, cellular component: cytoplasm. The transcript is spliced from 14 exons. Bases 515 to 3154 code for a protein of 879 amino acids. The record is from RefSeq and is a predicted model, not a curated record. Gene Ontology annotation, molecular function: metal ion binding; glycerophospholipase activity.